This is a messenger RNA of Zygotorulaspora mrakii, 1230 nucleotides long. RefSeq names its product nicotinamide-nucleotide adenylyltransferase NMA2 (gene NMA2). Gene Ontology annotation, biological process: NAD+ biosynthetic process. The coding region runs from base 1 to 1230 and encodes 409 amino acids. Gene Ontology annotation, molecular function: nicotinamide-nucleotide adenylyltransferase activity; nicotinate-nucleotide adenylyltransferase activity. The transcript has a single exon. Lineage: Eukaryota; Fungi; Ascomycota; Saccharomycetes; Saccharomycetales; Saccharomycetaceae. The record is from RefSeq and is a predicted model, not a curated record.
AUGGAUCCCACAAGAGCGCCGGAUUUUAAACCACCUUCUGAAAAUGAGGAACCGCAACCUCCACCAGAUCCCAUUUCUACUAUCCCGAAGUCUAAACCGAUAGUGCCAUACGUGCUAGCGGAUUACAAUUCCUCGAUAGAUGCGCCGUUUAAUCUUUCGAAUGUGUACAAGAAAACGUCGUCAAAGACUGAAUUGAGCGAUUUAGAGACCCUACGUGGCCAGGAUGGUACCGUUCAGCGUCGUUCGCAUCAUAUGCCAUUUACUAUGACGGAUUUCCAGCCGCUUUCUGCCGACAUUUCAUCCGAUGAAUACGAAAGUGGAGAACUUGACGCAAAGCUGUUCUCGCUCGAUCAGAAUACUAAUAACGAUUCAGUUAUAAGUAUUGGUGUACGAAAGAAUCAAAUUGCAGAUUUAGAGGAGGUCCCCCAUGGGAUAGUGAGACAAGCCAGAUCAAUUACUGAUUAUGAAUUUCCAACUCACAGAUUGUCAAAGAGGUUACAAAACUCGAAUAAAUUACCGCUGGUCAUCGUUGCGUGCGGAUCAUUUUCUCCAAUUACAUAUUUGCAUCUUAGAAUGUUUGAAAUGGCAUUGGACGCGAUUUCGGAACAGACAAGAUUUGAGGUCAUUGGUGGUUACUAUUCGCCAGUAAGUGAUAAUUAUCAAAAACCUGGUUUAGCAUCGUCAUUUCAUAGAGUCAGAAUGUGUGAACUGGCCUGUGAAAGAACUAGCUCGUGGUUAAUGGUUGAUGCCUGGGAGUCAUUACAGCCUAAUUAUACUAGAACGGCUAAAGUUUUAGAUCAUUUUAAUCAUGAAAUCAAUGUUAAGAGAGGUGGCGUUCGCACAGUUACAGGUGAAUCAAUGGGUGUCAAAAUCAUGCUGUUGGCUGGUGGUGAUUUGAUUGAAUCAAUGGGUGAACCAAAUGUAUGGGCUGAUGCUGAUUUACAUCAUAUUUUGGGAAAUUACGGUUGUUUAAUUUUGGAAAGAACAGGCUCUGAUGUUCGUUCUUUCUUGUUGUCUCAUGAUAUAAUGUAUGAACAUAGAAGAAAUGUUUUGGUUAUCAAACAACUUAUCUAUAAUGACAUUUCUUCAACCAAAGUGCGUCUUUUCAUAAGACGUGGUAUGUCUGUACAAUAUUUGUUGCCGAAUUCAGUCAUUAGAUACAUCCAAGAGCAUGGUUUAUAUGUUAACCAAACAGAACCAGUCAAGCAAGUAAUGAGUACAAAGAGCUGA